UUCAAGGAAUUCAAGGAACUCGGCAGUCCUGUGUUGCAGCGCUCCAUGACUUUGAGCAGAGAUACAAUAAAUCAGUCCGAUUAAAGGAGAAUCUUUUAUUCCUAUUUAUUGCAGAAUCUGAAGGAGGAUCAUCGACCGAGCAGCUGCUGCAGGACGCACCGGCUGGAUUCCCGCUGAAGUUGUUGACACGCAGCACAUCACGGACAGCUGUCUGCCUGGAAGUUGAGACUCUUUCUUUUUUUUUUUUGUUCUCAUCACACGCCCAGUGAAGCUGCAGGACUCUGCUCCAAAGUUAUGCUCCUGACGCUGGGUGUCACACCGACUUGCACCAUGCUAAGGAGACCCGGAGCUUUGUACGUGUGUGGAAAAUGAUUGCAACCAGCACCGAGCUUUUCAUUAUGGUGAGGAGAUGUCUUCUCACUUUCAAACCGUUCAGGAUCUUUGUGGUGGGGAUUGGAUUCUUCAGCCUGUGCUUUCUAAUGACCUCUCUCGGGGGCCAGUUCACAGCUAAGAGACCCGGAGAUUCUCCCUUCACUGUGCGAGCCGAAGUGCUUGGCGGCCAAGAAUCUCGUGGGGUGCUGCGGAAAAUCAGUGACAUGCUGGAGAUAAUUAUGAAGAGGAUGGAUGCUCUGUCUAAACUGAGUAACACCACAGACACCCACAGGCUGGAUGAGCUCAGCUCGGCCUUGGACAGGAUACAGCCUAUAGGGCUAGUGGAGCGGAUUCAGGCCAUCGCCCAGAACAUGUCUGACAUGGCAGUGAGGGUGGAGCAGAUCCUACAGCGCAGCAUGGCCAGCAACAGAGUUAGGGAUGGAGCAUUAGGACAAUGUGAGACUCCUAAAGACCCCCGUUAUCCGGACUGUCCCAACAAGAUGGAUUGGAUGCGUGCUCGUUGGACCUCUGACCCGUGCUAUGCCUUUUACGGCGUGGACGGCUCCGAUUGCUCCUUCCUCUCCUACCUGAGCGAGGUGGAGUGGUUCUGCCCCCCUUUGCCCUGGAGGAAUCAAACCACUACACCCACCUUGAAGCCUCCACCCAAGAGACAGGCUAUUUUUCAGUCCGACAUCGGGACUCUGCUGGAGCGAGUUGGCACCGGGAAGGAGUCGCUGAGCUUCAUGAAGAGGCGAAUCCGAAGGCUGGCGGUGCAGUGGGCCACGGCUGCUCGACGGCUGGAUGACAAACUCCGCAACCAGUGGAGGGAGCAGCAAAGGAUUCUAGUCCACGUGGGCUUUCUAACAGAGGAGUCUGGGGACGUCUUCAGUCCCAAGGUGCUGAAGGGGGGUCCUCUGGGUGAGAUGGUGCAAUGGGCCGACAUCCUCACAGCCCUCUAUGUGUUGGGACACGACCUCAAGAUUUCAGUUUCUCUCAAAGAGCUGCACGGGUUUUUAGGAGUCCCUCCAGGACGAGGAAGCUGCCCUCUGACAGGACCUCUGCCCUUCGAUCUCAUCUACACAGACUACCACGGCUUGCAGCAGAUGAAGCAGCACAUGGGUCUGUCACUGAGGAAGCACAAGUGCCACAUCCGAGUGAUUGACACCUUUGGCACCGAGCCUGCUUACAACCACGAGGAAUACGCCACCCUGCACGGCUACAGAACCAACUGGGGCUACUGGAACCUUCACGGCCAGCAGUGCAUGACCAUGUUCCCGCACACCCCUGAUAACUCUUUUAUGGGUUUUGUGGCUGAGGAGCUGAAUGAGACUGAGAGGCUGAACAUUCAGCGGAACAAGGUCAACAAUAUGGCCGUUGUGUACGGUAAAGAGGCCAGCAUGUGGAAGGGAAAGGAAAAGUUUCUGGCAAUUCUGCAUCGCUACAUGGAGAUCCAUGGGACCGUUUACUAUGAGACGCAGCGCCCCCCAGAGGUGCCCGCCUUUGUCAAGAACCACGGUCUGCUGCCUCAGCAGGAGCUGCAGCAGCUGCUCAGAAAGGCCAAGCUAUUCAUUGGAUUUGGCUUCCCCUACGAAGGUCCCGCCCCUCUGGAGGCCAUAGCCAAUGGCUGCAUCUUCCUCCAACCCAAGUUCAAUCCCCCUCACAGCUCUCUCAAUCAUGAGUUCUUCAGAGGAAAGCCCACCUCAAGGAAGGUGUCCUCUCAGCAUCCCUAUGCAGAGCAGUAUAUAGGCCGGCCACAUGUCAUCACUAUCGACUUCAAUAACUCCGAAGAGUUUGAUGCCACCAUCCGUGAGAUCAUGAGGAUCAAUGUGGAGCCAUUCCUGCCCUAUGAGUACACCUGCGAGGGGAUGCUCGAAAGAGUUAAUGCCUACAUUCAGAACCAGGACUUUUGUUCCCCCGAGGCUCCGUUUCCUCCAGUAAACUCAUCUGGGGCCUGGCUGGGCAGCCCUCCCAGUCCUUUUAUGCUCCUGCCCAACUCCAGCAUCCUAACCUGGGCCUCCAACGCCAGCUACUACACGUCCUGGCCGCCCCUCAGCGCACUGAGGCUCUUGACUUCACUGGAGGGCCAGUCGUGUGUGGAGGCGUGCCAGAGUUCAGGACUAAUCUGUGAACCCGCCUUGUAUCGUUUCAUCAACAUUAAGGAGGCCUUCAGCGCGCUGGACUUCCAGUGUGAGGGAUUGGAGUCCGAGAUGAACCACCUCUUCCCGGCUUUCUCGGCAGAGCAUGCCGAAUGUGGCCUGCAGCAGGAUCCGCUCCUGUUCAGCUGUGCCGGCUCCAGUGCUAAAUAUCAACGCCUUUGUCCCUGCAGGGACUAUCGCAACGGACAGGUGGCACUGUGCAGGGACUGCCUAUGACCAGAGGAGGACCUGUGGACCGAGACUCUUUUCUAAGGCAAGAUCCAGGCUGUCCCAUGAGACUCUCUUUGAAAAGGAGAGUGAAAUGCUGUCACAGUGACUCAGCUCCCUUACCUUUGACCAAGGGACUGGCUGCCAAAGUUGGUAUUACCUCUCAGGGAACUGCAUGAUUGUACUUUGAAUUCUGGUGGGAUUGAAGCUGCUUUAGGACCACACGGUCAUGAUGAAAUGUGUCAUGUGAUGGAUCAGUUAGAUUAGUAAAAAAAUAAAAAUAAAUAAAAAAUCACAAGCAAUCAAAGAGAAAGCUUUGUUUAAAACAAAAAAAAAACAUGUUUCAGAUGCUUGAAUUUCACAAGUGUGUUUACUUAGUGUUGUGUGAAUAUGUACAGUAUCAUAGUGGAGUUUGGAUAUUUGUACUAGAUGCACCCAAAGCCAUUUACACCAUGUUGAGAUGUACUAUUUUACAUGUCCUGUAAUGAAUAUAUUUGUACAUAAGUGUUGUUUAAUAAAACACGGGUGAGGCAAAAAAAAAAAAACAGGAUGUGGGUAGAAAUUAUUUAUUUUCUUUUAAAAAAGUAGGAUCCAAUCAAUCAUUUAUGGUUAAUUUCACAAAGCGUGUGGGGAAAUCUCAUAAUGACUUCAUCCAGCCUGUGAUUUAUAUGCAAACUGUGAUGACUCAGACUCAUUAGUUUAUACAACAGUCCUUGGAUGCAAGAUAACAAUACUCUGUAGAUUCUUACGGGAAGCAGAUAUUUAUAUAUAAUACAAUAUUCUUCAGCACUUUCUUUUACCGUCACACCAACCCACACUGUGUUGUU
Molecule: messenger RNA, 3562 nt
Organism: Larimichthys crocea (large yellow croaker)
Lineage: Eukaryota; Metazoa; Chordata; Actinopteri; Sciaenidae
Gene: mgat5b
Product: alpha-1,6-mannosylglycoprotein 6-beta-N-acetylglucosaminyltransferase B
Exons: 17
Coding region: 369-2744 (791 amino acids)
Biological process (GO): protein N-linked glycosylation
Cellular component (GO): Golgi apparatus
Molecular function (GO): alpha-1,6-mannosylglycoprotein 6-beta-N-acetylglucosaminyltransferase activity
Source: RefSeq, a predicted model, not a curated record